AUGGUACACAAACUGUCUGAUCUAUCUAUCUAUCUAUCUAUCUAUCUAUCUAUCUAUCUAUCUAUAUAUACAUAUACAUAUACAUGUGUUGCGAUUGAAAACUGUUCCAUAAAUAAUAUUCCUUUCUUUCUUUCUUUCGAUCUUUCUUUCAUUCUUUUUUUAUUACGUUCUUUCUUUCUUUUUUGUUUGUUUGUUCAUUCUUUCUGUCUUUAUUCAUCAUUAUUCUUUCUUUCUUUCUUUCUUUCUUUCAUUCGUCAUUGUUUCUAUUGGUUUUUCCUUCUUUUUCUAUCGAUCUUGCUUUUUCUUUCUUUCCUUAUUUUUUCGUUCUUUCCCUUUCGUUCUUCCUUUCUUUCUCAUUUUUCCCCUUAUUCUUCCUUUCUUCAUUUUUCGUUCGUUCGUUCGUUAUUUCUUUAUCUUUUCAUUUUUCCUCAUUCUUUCUUCAUCUUUUUUUUCUUUUCUUUCUUCGUUCCUUUCUUUCUUUCUUUCUUUUGUUUUGUCUUUAAAUUUACUUCUUUCUUUCUACCUUUCUUUCUUUAUUCCACAUUUUUCCUUCCUCUUUUUUCUUGUUUCUCUCUUCCUUUCUUUAUUCUUUCUUUCCCUUUCAUCUUUCUUUCUUUCUUUCUUUCUUUCUUCCUCCAUUCAUUUUUUUCAUUUUUCUUACUGUUUUUCUUUAUUUCUUUUUUCUUUCUUCAUUCGUUCAUCUUUCUUUGUCUCUUCAUGUUUUCCUCUUUCUUUCUUUCUUUCUUUUCAUUUUAA
This is a messenger RNA of Acanthosepion pharaonis, 756 nucleotides long. Lineage: Eukaryota; Metazoa; Mollusca; Cephalopoda; Sepiida; Sepiidae. The record is from the annotation of a GenBank genome assembly.